Colletotrichum phormii is the source of this 1008-nucleotide messenger RNA. RefSeq lists its product as uncharacterized. NCBI's taxonomy places the organism in Eukaryota, Fungi, Ascomycota, Sordariomycetes, Glomerellales, Glomerellaceae. Bases 1 to 1008 code for a protein of 335 amino acids. The transcript has 5 exons. The record is from RefSeq and is a predicted model, not a curated record.
AUGCUUGGCAUCGUGAUAUCAUUUCUGAUACUAGCACUGCUAUGUGCGGGCAUGCGAAUAUGGACACGCAUCUUCAUUGUUCGGGCCGUAGGAUUGGAUGACUUCUUUCUGGUGCUGGUCAUGAUUUCAAUCUCAGUUGGAAGCAUUGGCACUUGCAUCGGUAUAAUCUUCUACAUCUGCAACGGCACAUUACCGAUGUCAACAUCCCUCAUCAAGAUCGCCAUCCUGCUCCAGUAUCUCCGGACGUUUGAGCGCGGAUCAAAAUCACGAAUCUUUACCAUUGUCAUGAUCUGCAUCGUGGCAAUGUGGGGAACCGCCUUCAUCUUCCUCGCCUGGGUACCCUGCAUCCCCGUCGCAGCCUACUGGGACUGGUCAAUACCCUACCGCGGACGCUGGGGGUUCGGAACGCAGGUUGCGGAGGAGCUGCUCCGGACGUACGAGGCUCACGCCACGAGCAACAUGAUUCUCGACUUCAUCAUCUUUGCCAUUCCUUUACCGCUGUACUUCAACACCGAGGCGAACAAGAGGUCUCGGAAGAGCGUUCUCGGCCUCUUUUUGCUGGGCAGUCUUGUCCUGAUGCUCGCCGCCUGGCGUCUCGUUGCCCUAGUCCGCUCCCGCGCCGGAACCUACCCAAACUUCGACCCAACCUGGGCCGCCCCAGGCCCCAUGGCCCUCUCCAUCCUCGAGAUCGACAUGGCCGCCAUCUGCGCCUCCCUCCCCGUCUUCUGGCCCGUGCUGCAAAACAGCAUGGGCAUGAUCUUCGUUACGCACGAGGUCAAAGUCACCACGGAAACGGUCGAGACGACGCGGAGCCGCGAAGACGACGAGUGCCUCGAGCCGGCCGACGGCGCAGGGAGCGGCUCCUUUUCUUUCGCGCAGCAGAGCCCCGGGUUGGACACAACGGAGCUGAUUCGGCAGUGCCAGAAGCAGACGGACAUUUUUGGGAGUUAUUUGAAGGGCAAGACUACGACGGAUGUGAAUGCGGAUCCGACGACGAAAAUGGUGUGA